UACUUCUCAAGUGUCUACUUAUUUUGACCUUAGAGCUCAGGCACACUGGGUGAUAUAGAUUAGUCCAAUAAUUAGUAUUGAGGGAGGACUGAAGAUCAGACUCUGGUUUUUGACAGUUCCCUGGAGUUGAAGGGAAGGGGAUGGGAUGAGCCUAAGGAGACCGCAGACUCAAUUUUGCUGACAAUUCCAGGCAGUUUUUCUUGGCUGCUUUGGGAGGAGGCAGUUUAUUUUGGUUGUAAUCCAUUGUACCUGGAUUGGAGUGUGUGGAGAAGUGAGUGCUUGUGAACUCUGAACGAGUCCAGCUUUCAUCAGCUCUUUGUGUUGCUGGGCACUGUGAAGGGUGAAAGGGACAGGCCAUGAGUGUUGCAAGGCAAGCGCAGAACUUAAAAAGCUUUCUUGGAAAAGUUUUCCAACCGGUCCUCCCUGCUACCCACCAUGGCCGUCUCCUUCCCGCUCCAGGCUGCAGCUCGUCCUCUGCCAGCUUGCCUAGAGUAGUUAAAAGACGAGUGAAUGCUCUCAAAAACCUACAAGUUAAAUGUGCACAGAUAGAAGCCAAAUUUUAUGAGGAAGUUCAUGAUCUUGAAAGAAAGUAUGCUGUUCUCUAUCAGCCUCUAUUUGAUAAGCGGUUUGAGAUUAUUAAUGCAAUUUAUGAACCUACGGAAGAAGAAUGUGAGUGGAAACCAGAUGAGGAAGAUGAAAUUUCGGAGGAACUGAAAGAAAAGGCCAAGAUUGAAGAUGAGAAAAAGGAUGAAGAAAAAGAAGACCCCAAGGGAAUUCCUGAAUUUUGGUUGACUGUUUUUAAGAAUGUUGACUUGCUCAGUGAUAUGGUUCAGGAACAUGAUGAACCUAUUCUGAAGCACUUGAAAGAUAUUAAAGUGAAGUUCUCAGAUGCUGGCCAACCUAUGAGCUUUGUCUUAGAAUUUCACUUUGAACCCAAUGAAUAUUUCACAAAUGAAGUGCUGACAAAGACAUAUAGGAUGAGGUCAGAGCCAGAUGAUUCUGAUCCCUUUUCUUUUGAUGGACCAGAAAUUAUGGGUUGUACAGGGUGCCAGAUAGACUGGAAAAAAGGAAAGAAUGUCACUUUGAAAACCAUUAAGAAGAAGCAGAAACACAAGGGACGUGGGACAGUUCGUACUGUGACCAAAACAGUUUCCAAUGACUCUUUCUUUAAUUUUUUUGCCCCUCCUGAAGUUCCUGAGAGCGGAGAUCUGGAUGAUGAUGCUGAAGCUAUCCUUGCUGCAGACUUUGAAAUUGGUCACUUUUUACGUGAGCGUAUAAUCCCAAGAUCAGUGUUAUACUUUACUGGAGAAGCUAUUGAAGAUGACGACGACGAUUAUGAUGAAGAAGGUGAAGAAGCGGAUGAGGAAGGGGAAGAAGAAGGAGAUGAGGAAAAUGAUCCAGACUAUGACUCAAAGAAGGAUCAAAAUCCAGCAGAGUGCAAGCAGCAGUGAAGCAGGAUGUAUGUGGCCUUGAGGAUAACCUGCACUGGUCUUCUGCUUCCCUGGAAAGGAUGAAUUUACAUCAUUUGACAAGCCUGUUUCAAGUUUUUUGUUGUUGGUUGUUUGUUUGCUUGCUUUUGUUUUUGCAGCCUAAAAUAAAAAUGUCAAAUAUAAUUUUAGUUCUCACAAAA
This is a messenger RNA of Equus quagga, 1630 nucleotides long. RefSeq names its product nucleosome assembly protein 1 like 1 (gene NAP1L1). The transcript has 13 exons. Gene Ontology annotation, cellular component: nucleus; chromatin. NCBI's taxonomy places the organism in Eukaryota, Metazoa, Chordata, Mammalia, Perissodactyla, Equidae. Gene Ontology annotation, biological process: nucleosome assembly. The coding region runs from base 357 to 1451 and encodes 364 amino acids. The record is from RefSeq and is a predicted model, not a curated record. Gene Ontology annotation, molecular function: histone binding; chromatin binding.